AUGGCAAACCAAACGCCGGCCGUUGUCAUGGACAAGUAUGCGCCAAUCCCUCUCUUGCCCCCCUCUGCUACUCCGGCAUGCGGCACCGGUUUCUCGAAGCUUGGUUUUGCCGGUAACGACUCUCCCUCUUUCGUGUUCCCGACGGCCAUUGCAACGAAGUCCGGUGCAGGGAGCGCAGGUACCGGUGCUGGCCGGCCGUCAGUCGCGAACAAGCCGUCCUUCCUGACCGGCGGCGCCGGCCCUGGCGGUCACCUGCAGGCGAAGCGGGGGACGGAGGACCUGGACUACUUCAUCGGCGAUGAGGCGAUUUCGGCGUCGUCCGGGCCUGGCUAUGGCCUGCACUACCCUAUCCGGCACGGAUGGGGGGCAGCGGAUGCUGCACGCUGUGGAGGGGUUGAAGGGAGAACGUGGGCUGACGAAAUCGAACAGGAUCACAUGGAGCGCUUCUGGUCCAACUCCAUUUUCAAGUACCUGCGCGUCGAGCCUGAGGACCACUACUUCCUUCUCACCGAGCCGCCCUUGAACCCGCCCGAGAACCGCGAAAACACGGCCGAGAUUUUCUUCGAGUCGUUCAACUGUGCCGGUCUCUACAUUGCUGUGCAGGCCGUGCUUGCGCUGGCAGCCUCGUGGACGUCGUCCAAGGUGACCGACCGUUCGCUUACGGGUACCGUCAUUGAUUCGGGUGACGGUGUCACGCACGUCAUCCCCGUCGCCGAGGGCUACGUCAUUGGCUCCUCGAUCAAGUCGAUUCCGAUUGCCGGUCGCGACAUUACAUACUUUGUGCAGUCCCUGCUGCGCGACCGCGGCGAGCCAGACUCGUCUCUCAAGACGGCCCAGGAGAUCAAGGAGGAGUACUGCUACGUGUGCCCGGACAUUGUCAAGGAGUUUGCGCGCUACGACCGGGACGCGUCGCGCUUCGCCAAGCAUGCCGCUGUCCUCGCAGGCGGCCGCAAGGUGUCGGUGGACGUUGGGUAUGAGCGCUUCCUGGCGCCUGAGAUUUUCUUCAACCCAGAGAUCUACAGCUCCGAUUUCCUCACCCCCCUGCCCGUGGUGGUGGAUGGCGUGAUCCAGUCGUCGCCCAUCGACGUGCGGCGUGGUCUGUACAAGAACAUUGUGCUGUCCGGUGGCAGCACGCUGUACAAGGACUUUGGUCGGCGGCUGCAGCGCGACAUCAAGCAGCUCGUCGACGCGCGCAUCCGGGCGAGUGAGGCGCGCAGCCACGGCGCCAAGAGCGGUGGUCUUGAGGUCCAGGUCAUUACGCACAAGCGGCAGCGGCACGGCCCCUGGUUCGGCGGCAGUCUGCUCGGCCAGACGCCCGAGUUCCGGUCGUACUGCCACACGAAGGCUGAAUACGAGGAGUACGGACCUAGCAUUGUCCGGAGGUUUGCCCUUCUGGGUGGUCCCGGCGGCUCAUAA
Messenger RNA from Sporothrix schenckii 1099-18, 1416 nucleotides. Its product is annotated as actin-related protein 3. The coding region runs from base 1 to 1416 and encodes 471 amino acids. Gene Ontology annotation, biological process: Arp2/3 complex-mediated actin nucleation. The record is from RefSeq and is a predicted model, not a curated record. Gene Ontology annotation, cellular component: actin cortical patch; Arp2/3 protein complex. The transcript has 6 exons. NCBI's taxonomy places the organism in Eukaryota, Fungi, Ascomycota, Sordariomycetes, Ophiostomatales, Ophiostomataceae. Gene Ontology annotation, molecular function: actin filament binding.